AUGUCGACGGGCGGUGAUGAGUCCGCGGCGAGUGUGGAGACGUCUGCGCAGAUGGCCUCGAGGCCUCAGCCUGCUCCGAGGGUGACACCCUUGGAUCAGGUGUCGAGGGGCGUCGGUGUGCCGCAGGCCCGAAGCAGCGGCGCGGGCAAGCGCAGCAUGAGUGCCCGCUCCGGGGCCGUCGCCAAGGACGCAGCACCGCUCGCGCCGGUUAAAGCCCUCAAGACCGGGGCACGCGCCAUUCCGCACAUGGCGCCGCAACCUCUGCCCGUCGUAGAUAUCGUGGCGGAGGCCGCGAAGCUGCAGGCAGCGAUGGCUCAAGGAACUCAAGCGGCGCAGCAGGCUCUAGCGCCGGGGAACGGGGGCGACGCCGGCCAGAGCGGAGCUGAAACAGCUGCUCCGGCUGAUGCCAUGGGGGAAGCCGGUCGGGGAGGCGCUGACGACGCCGCCCGGCCGGUCGUCGAAGCCGAGGUCGGUUGGACCGGCGCGGAUAGCACCGCCUGGCCGGUUGCAGAGGAAGGAUCUGGUGGGGGUGCGCAGGAGCGCCCCGCCAGCCAGACAGAGGCGGAGACCCUCGUCCCCGGCCCCCCGGGGGCUGGGGUCGAGGGAGCCGCAGAGGAGAAGUUGGCGCCGAGGGCGCCAGUGGCGGAGGAAGCCCGCGUCUCGGGGCCUACAGAAGCCCGGGAUGAGAGCGUCGUUGCACUACCAGACAGCAGCGGGGAAUACGGGGAUUCGAGAGACAUCGACCCUGCUGAUGCGGCGAGCGCUGCCGACAAGAUUGCUGAGUUCACGUCGGCCUGCGUGGAGGUGCUCGACAAGGGGACAACCAGGGGGCCGCAACACGGGGCAAUUAUCCAGUCUGUGGUCCCCCCGGAGCUUCUCCGCAAUGAGCGAGAUGAGGAGGCCGUCUGGCAGGCGCAGUUCGAGGCAGGUUCUCAGAUUCAGAACCAUCUUGAACGCGCCCUGGAGCUCCAUCGAAUGACGGAUUACCAGAUCAGCCAGAGGGCCGCAGCGGAGCACAAGGCUCGGGAAGCCAAGGCGCAAACUGCCGAGCUGCAAUACCUUAGGACGACGCUUGAGAAGAAGGCUCGGGAAACCGAGGCGCAGACCGCCGAGCUACAGUGCCUUAGAACGGCACUUGAGCAGAAGGAGACCGAGCUUCUCCAGAACGAGGUGACCAUCGUCACGCUCUCCGGGACCCUCCAGGAAAAGGGCGAAGCCCUCGAGGAGAAGGAGGUGGCUAUAUAG
Molecule: messenger RNA, 1245 nt
Organism: Panicum virgatum (switchgrass)
Lineage: Eukaryota; Viridiplantae; Streptophyta; Magnoliopsida; Poales; Poaceae
Exons: 4
Coding region: 1-1245 (414 amino acids)
Source: RefSeq, a predicted model, not a curated record